Molecule: messenger RNA, 453 nt
Organism: Zingiber officinale
Lineage: Eukaryota; Viridiplantae; Streptophyta; Magnoliopsida; Zingiberales; Zingiberaceae
Product: polyadenylate-binding protein 2-like
Exons: 4
Coding region: 1-453 (150 amino acids)
Molecular function (GO): RNA binding
Source: RefSeq, a predicted model, not a curated record
AUGGCAGUAAGGAAGUCUAAGAUUUUGUUUAUGUUUCUUUUUUUUUCUGAAAAGUCUUGGACCAAUUGUCUUCUGCAUUAUAUAGAGCCUAGUGGACCUGCAACAAAUCAAUCAAGCAAAGAAGAGGCUGAUUCUCGCUCGAUAUUUGUUGGCAAUGUUGAUUAUGCUUGCACCCCUGAAGAGAUUCAACAGCAUUUUCAGUCGUGUGGUACUGUUAACAGAGUCACCAUUCUCACUGACAGAAACGGUCAGCCAAAGGGUUUUGCUUAUGUCGAAUUCUUGGAAGUUGAGGUAGUCCAAGAAGCCUUUCGGUUGCAUGAGUCUGAGCUUCAUGGUCAUCCAAUCAAGGUUGCCGCCAAACGAACCAACGUUCCAGGGCUGAAGCAGUUCCGUCCUCUGCAACAUAAUCCCUACCCGAUGUAUCCAUAUAGCAGGCCUCACAUGUCAUCCUGA